Molecule: messenger RNA, 1985 nt
Organism: Poecilia reticulata (guppy)
Lineage: Eukaryota; Metazoa; Chordata; Actinopteri; Cyprinodontiformes; Poeciliidae
Source: RefSeq, a predicted model, not a curated record
GCAGAUGAAAGCUUUACGGUUACUUCACCCGGUUGAGGGGGAAUGUUGACGGUGUAACACCAGACCAGCGACACAGUCUUUUCGCAUCUUUUAGCUAACUGUUCGCUUUUUAACAAUUUUAAAUUGGUUAGUUUAACAUAAUUUAGCGCAACUCCAAUGAGUGCCAGAGAGCACAAUGAUGAAAGCAGCAAACGGAGAGUGGCGUACGUCUACAGCCCGGAGUACAUCGAGACUUGUGACACUUUAUCCAAAGUCCCAAACAGGGCGAGUAUGGUCCACUCCCUGAUAGAAGCUUAUGGACUGCUUCCACACAUGAGCGUUGUGAAACCUCAAGUUGCCACGAUGGAAGAGAUGGCCAUGUUCCACACAGACUCCUACCUGGAGCAUCUGCACAAGAUCAGCCAGGACGGAGACAACGAUGACCCCCAGUCAGUCGACUACGGCCUGGGCUAUGACUGUCCUGUGGUGGAGGGCAUAUUUGACUAUGCGGCAGCAGUAGGGGGCGCUACUCUGACGGCAGCCGCGUGUCUGCUGGACCAAAAGUGUGAAGUGGCCAUUAACUGGGCGGGAGGCUGGCACCAUGCUAAAAAGGAUGAGGCUUCAGGGUUCUGCUACGUGAACGAUGCUGUGCUGGGGAUCCUCAAGCUGAGGGAGAAACAUGAGCGGGUUCUGUAUGUGGACGUUGACCUGCAUCAUGGAGACGGUGUGGAGGAGGCCUUUAGUUUCACAUCCAAGGUUAUGACGGUUUCUCUGCACAAGUUUUCUCCCGGAUUUUUUCCCGGCACGGGCGACGUCUGUGACACGGGGCUCGGAAAAGGCCGUUGGUACGCUGUGAACAUCCCACUGGAGGACGGCAUCCAGGACGACAGAUACUUCCAGGUUUUCACCAGCGUGAUGCAGGAAGUGCGGUCGCAGUUCAACCCGGAGGCCGUACUGAUGCAGCUGGGCGCCGACACCAUGGCGGGCGAUCCCAUGUGCUCCUUCAACAUGACCCCUGUAGGGGUGGCCAAAUGUCUGCUGCACGUCCUGCAGUGGCAGCUACCUACCCUGCUGCUGGGAGGAGGAGGUUACAACCUGGCCAACACGGCCCGCUGUUGGACGUUCCUGACCGCAACGGUCCUGGGAAAGACGCUGUCCUCAGAAAUACCCGACCACGAGUUUUUUACAGAGUACGGACCAGACUACUCGCUGGAGAUCAGUCCGAGCUGCAGGCCAGACCGCAACGACAGCAAACACCUGGAGCGGGUCAUCAGCACCGUCAAAGGAACGUGUGGUGCAGAUGAGCGUUCUUGAAGCAGAAAGAAUGCAAACGGUAUGGGGGACAGAAGAAGGAAUAAUAGCCUGAAGAUGAACACGACUGGCAUGUCUUGAUGUUGCAGCUGAGCUUUAUCUGCAGCAAGAAGCCAUAAAUCAGUCGCACCAGUAAACCAUCCUGUCAUAGUGGGUGUGGGAGGUUUGGACGUUUGCAGCAUCUGGGCUCAUUUGCUGCUUUGUUUCUUGUAGUUUUCUACAUUUUCCACUUUAUCCUCUCAGUGGAAGGAACACCAAGUAAUGCAGUUUGUCAUCGGAAUAAAAUAAAAUAAAAAAAAAAACGCAAUAAAGUUGUUGUUUUUUUUUUUUAUUGUCUGAUGGCUCCGAGUCUUUACAGUAUUUUCAAAGUUUAGUCAGUUCACGCUAUGCCCUCUCCCUGAGGUGAAGAAGCUGCAGCAUUCUCUACAUAUUUGUAGGCCUGAACACCAGACCGGUCGGUAUUAAUGUUUAUACUUCAGAACUGCCAGUUGUUGUUUCGAUAAAGCCGUUGUUCACUGUACUCGGGGAACGUGACGGGGGACUGCACUGACAGCUCCACAAUGGCCGACAAACAGGACAUCCUCCCUCGGUGCGUCAGGGCAAUUACUCAUCCAUCCCCUCUAAGUGCACGUGCAGCGCGUUUGUUUUUACCAAUCGGAGAGCUUCAGCAUGACAAAGGACCAACAAUGCGACAU